This is a messenger RNA of Tilletiaria anomala UBC 951, 1860 nucleotides long. RefSeq lists its product as uncharacterized. Gene Ontology annotation, molecular function: mRNA binding. Gene Ontology annotation, biological process: cytoplasmic stress granule assembly; P-body assembly. Gene Ontology annotation, cellular component: P-body. The coding region runs from base 90 to 1664 and encodes 524 amino acids. The transcript is spliced from 3 exons. Lineage: Eukaryota; Fungi; Basidiomycota; Exobasidiomycetes; Georgefischeriales; Tilletiariaceae. The record is from RefSeq and is a predicted model, not a curated record.
CAACACCUGGAUGCUUUUACGAUUUUGUUACAACCACAACUUACCAAUGGUUGCGCUGUGAAGGAGUAAGGCAAAAGUAUACAUUGAAUAUGUCUGCCCAGGGAGCUGUGCCGACGACGGGCCAGGCGCAGUCCGGCGCCAGUCCAGCUGCAGCGGGUCCAGCUCAGUUCAUCGGUGCACUUAUCUCCCUCAUCUCCAAAUCAGACAUCAGGUAUCAAGGCAUCCUGGCGCAGAUUGAUCCUGCAGCCGCCACCAUUUCGCUCGAGCAAGUCAAGAGCUUUGGAACAGAAGGAAGGCUUGCAUCACAGGGUCGCCACUCAGAGGAGAUCCCACCUGCUUAUGACAAUGUCUACGAAUAUGUCGUUUUCAGAGCGGGUGACGUCAAAGAUCUCAAGAUCGACGACCCGAAUCCGCAAAGGAGCCAGCCUCCUCCGCCACCGCAACAAAUGCAAGAUCCUGCGAUUCUUGGAGCUCGAGGACCCUCCGGACCGCCACAAGGCCCGCCUGGGCCAGGAGGGCCUGGCGGUAUGUAUGGUAUGCCCCCUCCUCCACCUUUUGGUCCCCCUGGUGGCUAUGGCUCUCCAUGGGGUGCGCCUGGCCCCGGCAGUCCGUUUGGGCCACUUCCUCCUCCUCCCCAUCACAUGCAACCUCCACCGCCUCACCAUCGGCAGCAGCCCCAACAGCAACAGCAACAACAUCAAGAAGUCAGGCCUUCGCAAGAGCAGGCCAAGGCGUCGCCCGCUCCCCCUGUAGCACCAGUUGUACCUGCUACCCCCGCAAUCGCAACCGGACCCCAGGCUCAGGCCAAGCCCCCUACAGCUGAUGUCCCAGUAGAGGCUUCUCCGGCCGUGAGAGCUAGCCCGCCGGAGCAAGCGCCAGCUCCUCCUUUGGCAGCUAAGGCAGCACAAAAGAAUAUCAGCAUCGAGGACGAGAGCGCAAGGGCUGAUGGCGCAGCCGCUGCCGAUGCGCUGGUGUCCGAGCUGGCUGGCCUAGCCGUUACGCCUCAGCGGGAUCAGACGAGCGCUACUGUCAUGACUAAUGCGACGGGCCGCAAAGCCGCCACCGGCGUCGGCGCGCAACACAACUUGCCACCUCGUCCUGCCGUGCCGCAUCACGCGGACAACUCUGGAGAACAUCAGCCGAGGAGAAGGAGGGAAGGGGGCGGAAACCGAGGACAAAGAGGCCCUCGACAUGAUGGUAUCGCCCUGCCCGCUGAUGCGAGUGGAGCUGACUUUGACUUUGAGAGUGCAAAUGCCAAAUUUGCCAAGGAAAAGGAUGCCCUCGCGCACGGAGGCGAUGCAGAAGCAAACGCACCAAACGGAUCAGGCACACUCGAUGCCAUCCCGGCCCCCGUUGCGGAGCCGAAAAGCUUCUACGACAAGAGCGGCUUCUUUGACGAUAUCAGCAGCGAGAUCAAAGAGCGGCACGAGACGUUCAACGGCAACAACAACCCAAGGCAGAACCGCUUUGCCGAGCAGCAGAAGAACAUGGCGACGUUUGGCGAAUCUGGCACAAGCCAUGGGCAUGGGGGUCGCGGAGGACGCGGCAGAGGGCGAGGCGGAAGGGGUGGAGGCAGGGGCGGCCGUGGAGGCAGAGGCACGGCCAGAGGCCGCGGCGGCGCUACACACCACGGAGACGCGGUUGAUCCCACGUUGGGAUUUUGAGGAUUGGCCCGACCUUUUGGGGUAUCAUCCGCCCUGGAAUGGUGGUGCUAACCCCUUGCGGGAAGCGCACUGUAGCAUUUUGCAAACCACCUUGUGUUCAGCCGCCGGGGUGGCUGCAGCUGCUACGCAGUUGCCCAAGCAUGCAUCAAGAUAUGUACACAUUUAAAACACUGGCUGGAAAAUGUUACCAUUGAAU